Molecule: messenger RNA, 654 nt
Organism: Rattus rattus (black rat)
Lineage: Eukaryota; Metazoa; Chordata; Mammalia; Rodentia; Muridae
Product: ankyrin repeat domain-containing protein 26-like
Exons: 4
Coding region: 1-654 (217 amino acids)
Source: RefSeq, a predicted model, not a curated record
AUGUCGCCGGGGACGUCCGGGGGCAGCGGGCUUUGCCGCGGUUCUGCCGUUUGGGCCGCUGCCCCAGGCUCUCCCCCGACCCCACCACCCUCAGCCAGAGCCACCCUCGGGCGGGACGCGCCGGUCCCGCUAUUUAUGGAAGUCUUAAAAAUAGCAGGAAAGAAGUUAGAUGAAUGUGAAAAUAGAGAAUUAUAUUUCUAUGAAGAUAUGAGAAACAGAACAUUUGAAACGCUACAGCAUGAGAUAAAUUAUCUUAAAGAUACAUGGGAACCUAUACAAUGCAAAUAUCUACAUCAAGAUAUAAACAUUCAGUUGACUGAGCAAGAAUUGUUAAAAAUAAAAUCAGAACAAGAGAAUUAUGAACACCUACACCAGACUCAAGGCAAUGUGGAAAAGGAAGUGCUAACUCUCAGAGGGCUGGUUCAAGAGAGUGUGACACAAGCAGAAGAGGAAAAAAAAUUAGAGAAAGCAAGAGAGAACAACAAUGAUUCAAGAAUGAGUCAAAUCAUUCUCAGAGUCAAAAGUUUAGAAUCAAGACUUCCUGAGAUAAAAAGCCAUGUGGAUUCUACGAGAAGAGAAAUGGAAAAACAUAAACAACUCUAUGUAGAAGAAAAUAAAAGCAGAAAAUCACUUUUUAAUACAUUAAGCAAGUAA